Messenger RNA from Caenorhabditis sp. 36 PRJEB53466, 1912 nucleotides. The record is from the annotation of a GenBank genome assembly. Lineage: Eukaryota; Metazoa; Nematoda; Chromadorea; Rhabditida; Rhabditidae.
AUGACGGAUUUGCAGCAAAUUCGCAAGCUCAAGAUUAAACCUCACGGAGUCGUGGAAAAUUUGGCGUUGGCCUAAUGCUUUAAGAUAGGGGCGCUACGCAAUCGACCGUCGGCGGAAGUUCAAAUUUUAGUUUUCGAUGCACCCGUCACGACCCCGUGAUAAAGACGCAUGCACAAAAAGCUUUCCAACGUUUUCACACGGAGUAAGAAUUCCAAAGCCAACUUCAGCAAGAUAUUUGUAGAAAUCCACCUGGAAAUAAGAUCAAAAGCACUAAAACCUUUGAAAUAACAGUGAAUAACAGUGUUAUUUAGAAAAUGAGACAACGUAAAAUUUGAGCGAGCGAUCCGUUCAAUAAAGUUUUGAUGGCUUCCAGAGGGAUUUUACUGAUUAUUGACUUUUGAAAAGCUCGGCGGCAUUUUCGUGCAAUAAUUAGACUAGAAAGUCGAUUUUUAUGUUUGCACUCAAAAAACGGGACAUAAAGCUUUCAGAAAAAAUUGGAAAUCUCCUGACCGCUUUUUCUAACAAGAAUGUUUUAAUUUACACUGAAAUUUUCGGAAAAAAGCAAGGUUUCCGUUGAAAAAUUGUGGUGGCUUAGGUUUCUCUAAAGAUCGGCCACGACGUGCACACCUCGGCCAUUUCCGCAUUUUUUUGCCGAACGCAAACGGUACAAAAAGGGCGUCGUAAGUUACGAAAAGGAUAAAAACAAUUUGCAAAAAAUGUUUAGUCAAUCUUCGUUUUAUUGUACUUCACGGAAUCCUUUUUUGCCCUUUGCAGCUCCACCAGAACAAUGAAAAUCUUGAGUCGUCAACCUCCGCGUCCGACGUAAGCACUUUCAGCAGAAAUUGGGCUGAAAUUCGAAUUCCAGAUGGCUCACUAACCGAUUGGAAAACAAAAUUGCCGUUGGAAACGUGCGCGCGCUGAUUCGAAUACUUGAAAACGUGGUUGAGAAAACGGAACGUGUGGGCCGAGAAAUUCUCGACGAAAACGAUGAAAAUGCUAAUGUGAGACAGCAGAAAAUGCGGUAAAAUUGUAAUUUUCAGAACGAGAAUCAUGAUUUUACGCUAGAGAACAUCAUGACGAUAGCUCUGAACGUUCACUCGGAAAUCGUCGCGAGAACAAACGUUUUCGCGGACAAGUUGCGCAAUUUCGAAAGUCCGCAGGAGACGCCGAAACGAGACGGAACGAUUUUGGGGCGGAUGUUCGAAGUGAAAGAGUCGCCGAGCACUCCGAGCAUCCCGCCGCCCAUCUCUGACACGUGGCGUCCCCUCCCAGAUCGCUUUAAAGUCGGCGAAAUUCGCAAAAACCACUUUGAAGUUCAGCCCGGAAACCUGCACAGAUUCACGCUCUGGAGCAGAUCUCUCGAAGGUUCGGACGCCGAUAAACUGCGAAUUUCAAAUGUGCUCAAUAAUCUGGGGUGUGUUUGUGGUAUCACUGAAAUUUAAAACGUUUUGAACAUUUCAGAAUUGAAAUUUACCCAGAAGCCAUUGCGAUUCCGAAAGGCCAACGGAACAGCGGAUAUUCGACGAAAGAGAUGCGAAAACGAGUCACUUUUGAGGUGGACGAAAUGAGGACUUUCGAGAUCUUGCGAAAAUGCGACGGAGAUUCGUGCAAACUCGCCGGAGCCGGCGUUUUGCUGAUGGAAGAGCUGAGCGAGUGGGACGUGAUCCGAAUGGAAACGAUGAACCUGGCGGCGAUGCAGUUCAGCAAAACUUUCACAGUAAAUUCUCUGAAGGUGUGCAAGGACACUCUGACGAUCUGGAAGAACGGUCGCGCGAUUCAGACGAUCAGUUUGGAAAAUCUCAUCAGCGAUCACAAAGAGAUUUUCUAUAAAAGCAUCCACUUUUUGACGGAAGAGGCCGAAGAAGAGAUCGAGGAUUACGCGAUUCACUUGUUUUAUGACAGACCGCACUAA